ACGCCCUCUUUCCGCCUUCGUCACGGGCGUGAUGUACGCACGGCAGCCACAGGAGCUCCCAAAUCGGCAGGGACGUACGCCGCUAUUCUCUCUCUUUCUCGCUCUCUCUCUCUCUCUCUCUCUUUUUCUAUCCCCCCUGUUACCCCGCCUCUCGGAGAAGAAAGAAAAAAAAUACAAACAUUAACAGCGAGGUAGACAAAUAGUCACAGGCUGGAAACUCCGAUGGAUUAGUUUUAAUUCCCCCGCACACCACCACCAUCCCACCUCCUCUCCGAACCUAGAGAAUGGGCUGCGUCCAAUGUAAGGAUAAAGACGCAGCAAAACUCACCGACGAGCGCGACGCCAGCCUCUCUCACCACCCAGGCUACCGCUAUGGCGCCGACCCCACCCCGCAGCACUACCCCCCCAGCUUUGGGGUAACCACCAUCCCCAAUUACAACAACUUCCACGGCGGAGGCGGCGCUACGCAGGGGGUCACCGUCUUCGGAGGUGUGCACACGUCCUCGCAGUCUGGCACGCUGCGCUCCAGAGGAGGAACAGGGGUGACGCUAUUCGUGGCUCUCUACGACUACGAAGCCCGGACCGACGAUGACCUCAGCUUCAGGAAAGGGGAGAGGUUCCAGAUCCUCAACAGCACAGAGGGCGACUGGUGGGAGGCCCGCUCCCUUACCACAGGUGGAACUGGUUACAUUCCCAGUAAUUACGUCGCUCCGGUGGACUCCAUCCAAGCCGAGGACUGGUAUUUUGGUAAACUCGGCCGGAAGGAUGCGGAGAGACAACUGCUGUCCAACGGCAACGCCAGAGGCACGUUCCUGAUCCGGGAAAGUGAGACAACCAAAGGGGCCUUCUCCCUCUCCAUCCAGGACUGGGAUGACAUCAAGGGAGACCACGUCAAGCACUACAAGAUUCGCAAACUGGACAGCGGCGGUUACUACAUCACCACUCGAGCCCAGUUCGAGACACUCCAGCAGCUGGUGCACCACUAUUCCGCGAGGGCGGCAGGGCUGUGCUGCCGGCUGAUCGUUCCCUGCCACAAGGGCAUGCCCCGUCUCACCGACCUGUCCGUCAAAACCAAGGACGUUUGGGAGAUCCCGCGGGAGUCGCUGCAGCUCAUCAAGCGUCUCGGCAACGGGCAGUUCGGCGAAGUCUGGAUGGGCACGUGGAACGGCACCACCAAGGUGGCGGUGAAGACCCUGAAGCCGGGCACCAUGUCGCCCGAGUCCUUCCUGGAGGAGGCUCAGAUCAUGAAAAAGCUGCGGCACGACAAGCUGGUGCAGCUGUACGCUGUGGUUUCCGAGGAACCCAUCUACAUCGUCACCGAGUACAUGAAUAAAGGGAGUUUGCUCGACUUCCUCAAAGAUGGAGAAGGACGAGGCCUGAAACUUCCCAAUCUGGUGGACAUGGCGGCUCAGGUGGCAGCUGGCAUGGCGUACAUCGAGAGGAUGAACUACAUCCACAGAGACCUGCGCUCUGCCAACAUCCUGGUCGGAGACAGUCUGGUGUGUAAGAUUGCUGACUUUGGUCUGGCCAGGCUCAUUGAGGACAACGAGUACACAGCGAGACAAGGUGCAAAGUUUCCCAUUAAGUGGACCGCUCCCGAGGCGGCGCUGUACGGGAAGUUCACCAUCAAGUCCGACGUGUGGUCCUUCGGCAUCCUGCUGACAGAACUUGUGACUAAGGGCCGGGUGCCCUAUCCAGGUAUGAACAAUCGCGAGGUGCUGGAGCAGGUGGAACGUGGCUACCGCAUGCCAUGCCCGCAGGACUGCCCCACGUCGCUGCACGAGCUAAUGGUGCAGUGCUGGAAGAAAGACCCAGAGGAGAGGCCCACCUUCGAGUACUUGCAGGCCUUUUUGGAGGACUACUUCACUGCCACUGAGCCUCAGUACCAACCGGGGGAUAAUCUCUGAGUGUCUUUUCCUAACUGUCCAACAGAGGGAGCCAGACACCCUGCUAUCCUCUUUCUCACACCCAGGUGACUCUGUAAAGCUCAUCCAGUCCUCUUCCAAGCCUCAUCUCACACACACACGCACACACACACACACACACACACACACUCACACAAAGGCAAGAUGACUAUCAGGAAGAAGAUGGGCCUACCAUGGAUGCAAAAACACGACAAUGAGCGGUGUAACUUGUACAUAGUGUAAAUACAAAAAAAAAUAAUU
Messenger RNA from Phyllopteryx taeniolatus (common seadragon), 2165 nucleotides. RefSeq names its product FYN proto-oncogene, Src family tyrosine kinase a (gene fyna). Gene Ontology annotation, biological process: cell surface receptor protein tyrosine kinase signaling pathway; innate immune response; protein phosphorylation. The transcript is spliced from 12 exons. The record is from RefSeq and is a predicted model, not a curated record. Gene Ontology annotation, cellular component: extrinsic component of cytoplasmic side of plasma membrane. Lineage: Eukaryota; Metazoa; Chordata; Actinopteri; Syngnathiformes; Syngnathidae. Bases 285 to 1907 code for a protein of 540 amino acids. Gene Ontology annotation, molecular function: non-membrane spanning protein tyrosine kinase activity; ATP binding; signaling receptor binding.